AUGCCAAGUAGCAGCAGCGGGGAUGACCCAGGUUCCGCUGGCGCACCGCCCCCACUGGCCGCCGCCACCAUCGCGCUGCGAGACCCGCAUGAGUUGCUGUUAGCAUGCUCGGCGCCCGGUGCCGACCCUGGGAUCGUGGACGCACUCUUGCAACAGCUGGUGUCCUUCGCAGACGAUGGCGCUGCAGCGGCAGCGGCACUUGCAGCCACGGACGCAUCAGGCCUGACGGCGCUGGCUGCGGCCGCACGCGCCGGCUGGCCGCAGGCCGUGCGCCGCAUGCUGCAGCUUGGCGCCAACCCUGCGGCGCGGCUGGUAUCUAGCGGCAACACCGCUGCCCACCUGGCCGCGCUGGGCGGCCACUUGGCCGUGCUGCGGGAGCUGCUGCCAGGUCAGCACGGCGGCGGAGGGAGCAGCGGUGGCGACGCAAGCGGGGACGCGGGCGGUUGCGACGCCCUGGUAAAUCGUUGCAACAACAAUGGCGACACCCCUCUGAUGUUCGCCUGCAGCAGUCCUGGCUCGCAGGCCGUCGCGUGCGUUGCGCUGCUGCUCAACCGCGGGGCUGACCCGCACGCACCUAACCGCGAUGGGUUGACGGCCGCCAUGGUCGCCGCGGGCCACGGGCGGCCGCUGGCGCUGGCGGCGCUGGUGCGGUGCUGCCAGAAGGGCGGCGGCGAGGAUGGCAGCAAUGGCAACGGCAGCGGCGUGGACAGGCUGCUGGGUGCCAGGGACACUCAUGGCAACGGGCCGCUGGCGUUUGCGAGCCGUUCGGGCCACACUGAGUGCGUGCAGCUGCUGCUGGAAACCACCACCGCGGUGCCCCACGUGUUUGGCCGCAACGCUGCGGGCCGCACGCCUCUGGAUGAGGCCCGUAAGGAGCGGAACAAGCAGGUCAUUAGGCUGCUGGAGCAGCAUGUUGCCAAGGAGCAGUGUGCUGCAGAGCGGCGCGCGAUUGAGCUGCUGGGGGAGGACAUGCAAGGAUCCGCGGCCAAGCAGCGACGAAUGCAGCAGCAGGGGCAGCAACAGGGGCAGCAGCAGGGACAACAGCAGGGGCAGCAGCAGGGGCAGCAGCAGGGGCAGCAGCUGGGGCAGCAAGACAGCGAACGGGUGGUCGAGCACGUGCUGGGGCUGGGGCUGGACGACCUGUCCGCUAGCCAGCUGGAGGCGCUUGAGACGAUCCACCGCAGCGCCCUGGCCCGCAUCUCGGACGCACGCGUGCGGCUGGCGGCAGCGCGCGCGGAGGCGUCGGCGGCGGAGCGGGCGCGGCUGAGGGAUGAGAUUGCGGCUGUGGCUGCGGCCAUGGGGCGCGGCGGCGGCACUAGCAGUGGCCCCGGUGGUCCUCCGGGCGGCGACAAUGUGUGA
This is a messenger RNA of Monoraphidium neglectum, 1359 nucleotides long. RefSeq lists its product as hypothetical. Lineage: Eukaryota; Viridiplantae; Chlorophyta; Chlorophyceae; Sphaeropleales; Selenastraceae. The coding region runs from base 1 to 1359 and encodes 452 amino acids. The record is from RefSeq and is a predicted model, not a curated record. Gene Ontology annotation, molecular function: protein binding. The transcript has 4 exons.